Messenger RNA from Eucalyptus grandis, 3008 nucleotides. RefSeq lists its product as uncharacterized. The transcript has 4 exons. Bases 1453 to 2700 code for a protein of 415 amino acids. The record is from RefSeq and is a predicted model, not a curated record. Lineage: Eukaryota; Viridiplantae; Streptophyta; Magnoliopsida; Myrtales; Myrtaceae.
CCCAAACCACACAAGCAUGAUGCUGGACUGAAAUCAUUAUCAAAUGAAGCAAUUCUUUUUCUUGGCUACAUGACUAAAACUUUCUACUUUCUACAUAAACUAACUUUUUAUGACGAGAAGCGUAUCUUGGGUCCUCAUAUUUUAAAAUAAAUCCUUUGCUAAAAUUGAGUUUGAUGACCAUACAGCGUUGUUAUGACCAAUUCAUGGAUGUUAUGGCCACCAAUGGAUCUUAUGGAGAUGAACCGUUUUUCUAACAUUUGGUCGAUAUCUAUUCCGUUUUACAUGAAUACCAGAAAAUAAUAGAUCUUAUAGUGCUAUGCAUGGGGACAUUAAAAUCUUAAGACUACUUUAGUAUUUCUCUCAUUAAUUUAUAAUUACUUUUUACUUUUACUCUCUCGAUAAGAGAUACUUUUUUUUUUUUUGGAACAGUUUGGAAAAAAUGCCAGGUUCAAUUUACACCUACAAAUCACUAAAAGCAUACAUUCAUUUUUCAGUUUAUCAAUUUAGUUCAUAACUAUUUUGGAGAAAAUUAUUAAGUUUUUUUUUUACACUGUCAUUUGAGAUAUUAUAUCAGACCACAUCGAAAAAUCAAUUGAGCCGAUGCCACGAAUUUCUAAAAUUUAGGCAAAUUGCACAAAAUGUGAAGGUAAAGUCAGUAACGUCAAUAAUUGAUCCUCGUUAAUAUAUGUAAAAUAAAGUCCAAAUACAUAAUAGAUAAAUGAUAAGUAAGUGUAAAGUAGAUAAUUUUAUAGAAGGAUAAGGGAAAAUUCAAAAUCACUACUCCGCUCUAUCUUGCAUUAUUUUUAGAUCUACCAUGUGAGAUUAUUUCUUCUGUUAUUAUUUCACGUGCAACUCGUAUUCAUACUUUCUAGUUUAUAGCAUUGUUAUGAGAUUAUGAGGUUUUAUUCACCCCUCGCAGCUAAUAAGGCUGCAAAACUUGGAAGCUAUAACAAUUGAAAGAUGUCAGUUAAUACGGGAAGUAUUUGACCUUGAAGAACUGACGACUAGUGGGGAUGUCAAGAUUCUAUGGCAAUUGACUAGAUUAACCUUGAGUGGCUUACCAAGGUUGGUACGUAUAUGGAACAAGAAUCCAAGAAGAGCAUUGUGUUUCCAAAAUUUAAAGGCACUGAAGGUGCAAAACUGCGAGAGCCUGAGGUUUCUUUUUUCUUCUUACAUGGCUAAAGCACUCGUGCAGAUAAAAGAAAUAGAAAUAGUGAGUUGUGCAUUGAUGGAGGAAAUUAUGUAUGUGCAAGAAGAAGAAUUAGAGGAAACUAUGACCACAGACACUAUUGAGUUUCCUCUGUUAACCUCCUUGUCUCUUGAGGAAUUGCCAAACCUCAAGACAUUCUCUUGUGGAAAGUAUUAUAUCCAUUGUCCAUCCUUAACAAGAUUGACAAUAUCUGGGUGCCCCAAAAUGAUGACAUUUCUUCAUUCAAAGGAAGACAACAGUCGAUGACAGCUGAUACAUGUUUACAACAAGCAUCUGGUUGUAUCAACUCUAGCUUGUCCUUGCCUGGCUUCUUCAAUGAAAAGGUUCUUUUUCCAAGCUUGGAGGAAUUGAAGCUUUCUUCCAUGUGCCAAUUAAAGAGGAUAUGGCACGAUCAGCUCCACGGACAGUCCUUCUGCAAACUUACAUCCCUCACUGUUGAACUUUGUGAAAAUUUGUCACAUGUUUUUUCGUCAAAUCCAAUGGAUAUGUUGCAGAGCCUGAAUAAAAUUAAGGUAGUUAGGUGUCCCUCCUUGGAAGCAUUAUUUGAACCCAUAAGUCUCAGCGUUGAGAAAAGGCAAAAGCCAUUGGUCCUCCCUGCAUUAAGAGAAUUGAUGUUGUUGAAUCUAUCAAGGCUGAGAGACAUUUUGGAGAGUGAUUGCAAAGUCACCUUGGCAUUUCCUAGGCUGAUGGAAGUGAACGUGAGGGGUUGUCACAGUUUGCCAUAUCUCUUCUCAAGUGCCACGGCUGAAAUUCUCGAUAAACUUGUGGUGCUUGAUGUUUCCUAUUGCAAUAACUUGCGGGGCAUAAUUGCGAUGGAAGAAGGAAAAUGGAAAACCUUAGAGACUUUGAAGUUCCGUCAAUUAAGCACACUCAAGCUUGGUGACCUUGAGAAUUUGAUUAGUUUCUACUCAAUGAGUUGUGCUAGUGAUGGGUUACAUCCUCUAUUUGAUGAAAAGGUUAAGUUUCCUAAUAUAGAGUCGAUGGAGAUCUCGCACAUGAAUAACUUGGAGAAGAUAUGGCUUGAUGAUCUUGCUUCAAAUGCCUUUAGCAAACUCAAGACACUAGUAGUGAAGGAUUGUGAGAAACUUUCAUCCAUAUUUUCAUCUUAUACUAUGUUCACAAGAUUUCAAAACCUAGAGAAGAUAAGUGUAACCGAUUGUGGGUCCCUAGAAGCGGUAUUUCACGUCCAAGAGUUCAAUUUUAGUGAAGCUUGUCCUACAAGCACUUUUCAAUUGAGAGAAUUAGUUCUGACGCGGCUCCCAAAAAUGAAGCACGUGUGGAGUGAACAUCCUCAAGGAGGUCUCACCUUUGGAUGCUUACGAUGCAUGGAGAUUGUUGAGUGUGAGAGGCUCAAAAGUUUAUUCCCAAGCUCGGUAGCAAAAAGCAUGACACAACUUGAAGAACUUUUAGUACGGGAGUGUGGGGUGCAAGAAAUUAUUGUGGAGGAAGACGGAGUAGAGAUGAAUGCAAGGGAUCUCUUCUUUCCGUGAUUAACUGAUAUGAAAUUACUUAAGUUGCCAGAUUUGAGGAUCUUCUACAAGAAUAGUCAUACUUCAACACAGCCACUUUUGAAGAAAUUGCAAGUAAGACACUGCGGCAAGAUGAGGUCAUUCUUAUUUGCUUGUGAAUACCAAAGCUGUCGAGGUACAAGUACCAGUGAGAAUCAACCUGCACUAUUUUCUUUUGAAAAGGUCACACCAAACUUGAAGGGAUUGACGUUGAUGAGCGAGGAUGUUAUAAUGAUGACACAGCAGUACCAUUACGUCUUUCGCGAUCUCACAGAGCUGGACUUGGCAUG